GACGUUCUUUAUCGUUGGGUUUGUCAAUGCAAUGUGUUCUCUGUAUAGCAUCAACAUCUAUAAAAGUCAAGUUUUAUGAUGGACAAUGUUUCAGUAGUUACUAUGUUUACUCUGUCAGGCUUAAGCGGGACAAAAAACUACAGAAUUAUUCUCUUUUUGGUCACUUUAUUGUGUUAUUGUGUGAUUUGGCUGGUAAAUUUGACCAUCAUUGUGACAAUUAUUGUUGACAAAAACCUUCAUCAACCCAUGUAUAUCUUCCUCUGUAAUCUGUGCAUCAAUGGACUUUAUGGGACAGCAGGUUUCUACCCCAAAUUCCUAAUAGAUCUUCUGUCUACCACUCAUGUUAUCUCUUAUGCUGGAUGUCUUCUGCAGGGCUUUGUGUUGCACUCCUCUGCCUGUGCUGAUUUCUCUUUUCUGCUUCUGAUGGCCUAUGACAGAUAUGUGGCCAUCUGUCACCCUCUGGUGUAUCACUCUGUGAUGACUAAACAGAAGGUUUGUGUGUUUGUGUUUUUUGCUUGGCUUAUACCUAUUAAUUUGAUAUUCAUUGGUUCAGUAACAACAGCAAAAUUAAGGUUAUGUGGCUCACGCAUACUGAAGAUCUACUGUAUUAACUUGAUGGUUGGUAAACUUGCUUGUUCUGUCUCAAUAGCACAUACUGCUGUUCCAGCUUUUAAUUAUACGUUUUAUUUUGGCCAUUUCAUUUUUAUUAUUUGGUCCUAUGCAAAUCUGAUCAGAACAUGCCUAAAAUCCAAAGAGAACAGGAGUAAAUUUAUGCAGACAUGUGUACCACAUGUAUUCUCUUUAGUUGUUGUUGUUGUAUCUUUGCUAUUUGACUUGUUGUACAUGCAAUUUGGCUCUAAACAGUUUUCACAAAGUGCUAAUAAUUUUAUGGCCAUAGAAUUUCUUGUUAUUCCCCCAGUUAUCAAUCCCUUGAUGUAUGGCUUAAAAUUGACACAAAUCAGAAACAGAAUUCAACAUUUUAUAUGUAGUAAGAUAUCUGUUUUUAGUCUGAAGUCAUGAGUUGGUGUGCACAAGGAAAAAUCUGUUUGUACAUGACUUGGGAGAAAAUCCAGCUUGCCUUACACUAUUGUCCACCAUUAGACAAUGUUAAUGCAUAUUGUACAGUAGGAACAGCACUUACACAAUGAAUACAUUAA
Molecule: messenger RNA, 1157 nt
Organism: Centropristis striata (black sea bass)
Lineage: Eukaryota; Metazoa; Chordata; Actinopteri; Perciformes; Serranidae
Product: olfactory receptor 1D2-like
Exons: 1
Coding region: 76-1020 (314 amino acids)
Biological process (GO): G protein-coupled receptor signaling pathway
Cellular component (GO): membrane
Molecular function (GO): G protein-coupled receptor activity; olfactory receptor activity
Source: RefSeq, a predicted model, not a curated record